GUUGAGCAUCCCCCACCCCAGUCCAGCUUCAUUGAAAACCUCGCUCUGACCACAAAGGUUAUGGCUUUGCAUUCGCCUGGGCACAGACUCAUUUGUGCUAGUUUCCUUGCUUUUCCAAGUUGUGGGUUGUUCAGCCUUAUACAUCAGCAUGUAUCUCUUGUUAGGAUUCAUUUGUAAAUGGAUAGCGUGGGUUUGUGGUGGAUUCGGAGGUGAUGGAGAACAACAUCCCAGUGACACUCGUAACAGUCUCCAUACCGACAGUGGCGACUACCCACGCUCAACUGACGCUGCGGAGAGUGAUGACGUCUACAAUCUCGGUAGCUCUGCUGCUCAACUUCGUCCCGUCCAACAACAGAUCAAGUAUGACGUUUUCAUAAACCACCGGGGCCCUGACACAAAGUAUUCGUUUGUCACCUUCCUUCAGGAGGGGCUCGAGGAGAAGCAGUACACUCCGUUUGUGGAUAAGUCACUGGGAGAGGGGAAACUAGUCUUCGAGGAGAUCGAAGCAGCCAUUCAAGCCACAUCGGUUCACUUGGCCAUAUUCUCUCCACGGUACGCUGAAUCGGAAUACUGCCUCGAUGAACUGGUUUCUAUGCUAAAACGUAGACGAAAGAGUCCCAACGGCGCUGUCACCUUGGUGCCUGUCUUUUACAAAGUGAAGCCUCAAGAUCUUCGCACGCCCGAUUUACCUGGAAGUCCUUUCUGGCAAGCGUUUCAGAAGAAUAAAAUCAGAUAUUCUGGUCGGCGAAUCUCAGAGUGGAGGGAAGCUCUACAUGAUGCAGCCGAUCUCAAAGGAUUUGUGUUCAAAAAAGGCGAAGAUGGGAAAGAGCUCAAAAAUAAAAUCAUCGACCGGGUGCAGGAACUAAUUGCACCACGAAGUAGGGAACAGCAGGUUCCGUGGCCAAUCGUUGGCGGCAAGGUGCUACUGGAAGGAACACUCGGAUUGCUGGAAGAAAUGGAGGACAAGGUGGGGAUACUAGGCAUAUGUGGCAUCGGAGGCAUUGGCAAAACCACACUUGCCCAGAGAGUCUACAACCUUUACUCCACUGCUCGUGGAUUUACUAAGCACACCUUUCUGAAGCUAGAAGCCAGUCAGGACAUGAAACUUUUUCAAGCUCAGGUACUCCGCGACCUCCUCAACAAAAAUGAGAAGAACUUAGAUGAAGAAUACGUGAACCACUUCGAGGGCCUCGCUGGAGUGAAAGUGUUGGUUGUCUUAGACAACAUAUGCAGCGUGGACCACUUCAAGGAACUCGUUCCCAACAUGCUGAAGUUGGGCGGGGGAAGCCGAAUAAUACUAACUUCACGUGAGAGGGAUACGAUGAGAGCCAUCAUGAACGUUGAGCCAUCCUGUGCUUUUUGCCCGCUUGAUAUGAAGAAGUUGGGACACGAAGAUUCGUUUCAGCUUUUCUGGCUCCACGCUUUCCAGAACAGAGACGUUUCAACGGCCGAGGGUAAUGUCUUUCGCCCUCUCGCAGCCAAGGUGGUUAAGUUGUGUGGAGGUCUUCCCUUGGCAUUGAAGGUUAUCGGACAACAUUUAUAUGGAAAGUCGGAGGAAGUGUGGAGUGAGGCAUCCGAGACUCUGAGGGAUAGACCUGAUAUCAUAGAUGUUCUUAGCAUCAGUUACAAGGGUCUACGGGAUCCAGACAAGAUGAUGUUCUUAGAUGUCUCUUGCCAAAUGGUUGGUUUGCUGGAGGAGGAUGCCAUCGACAUCUGGAAAUCUUGUAGGUCUUGCCCGUCCUUGGAGUGCAUGACCUCUAAAAUGGUCCAUGAUUCCUUGCAAAUUUUGAAAGACAAGUCGCUUGUGGAAGUGGACGAAGACAAAAGACUCACCAUGCAUGACCUGCUACGGGAGAUGGGCAGAAAGAUGGACGAGGUGGAGAAGAUUGGUAGUUUGAAGAGAGAAGGGCAUCGUUGCCACCUGUGGGAUCCUAGUGAAGCUGAAAAAUACCUGAAAGAAGGCAAGAUCCACUUGAUGCAACUAGAUGGAGCUCGAAUUGAGGGAGAUUUCUCCGUACUAUCUAAGAAGAUACGGUGGCUGCAGUGGAGAUCCUCGUUUCUCAGAGAACUGCCUCCCAGAUUGGACAUGAAGUGUUUGGUAAUCUUGGAUCUCUCAAAUAGUGACAACUUAGCUCGACUUUGGUCAGACGAUGAUGAACAGGCAGUGCCCAGGUUGCUGAGAGUGUUACUCCUUCGUAACUGCAGAGCAUUGAAGAAGCUCCCAAAGACCAUCAAACUACUGACCAUGCUUAGAACUCUGAAUCUUCAAGGGUGCAUUAAGCUGAAACUGUUACCAGGCUCUCUGGGCGACCUGCAAGGACUGCAGGACCUUAACUUGAAUGAGUGCCGGAACCUGGAGAGGCUGCCCGAGGGCAUAGUUAAGCUCUCCAACCUCAAGGCAUUGUCAAUGGACUUCUGCAGGAAAAUAGCGACCCUUUUCCCAACCGACGACGGAGAGCUGGGAGCAAAUCUUAUCAAAUUUUCUGCUCGAAGGGCUUCCAGCCUCACCAAACUGCCAGAAUCAUUCUCUAGGUUGUCUUUACUGGAGGAGCUCUGGCUGUCAGGGUGUUGCUCCCUCUCAGAGCUGCCACAGUCGAUGAAGGGGCUUGUCAAGUUGAGGUUUAUCCGUAUCGCAAAUUCAGGAUUAACUCAUUUGCCCACUGAUUUCGGAGAGCUUCGAAGACUAAGUGAGCUUCACAUCACAUCUUGCGACGAACUAAAAAGCCUUCCUGAGAGCUUUGGAAAGCUAGAGAUGCUGAAGAUCCUCAGGUUGAAGCACUGCACGAGCUUCAGGACGCUUUCUUGCAACUUUGGAGAACUGCCCAGAUUGACUGAACUGAACCUCGAAUCGUGUCCCAUUGAGGACUCGGACUUGCCUCUUAGCUUCGGUAGGUUGAAAAGUCUGACCUCUCUUCUCAUGCCUGACAACAAGCUGACCAAGUUGCCCAACAGUUUCAAGAAUUUGACAGCCUUGGCCAUCUUGGACAUGAGACGAAGUAGGGACCUGGCUAAUGUCGAUGCGUUGCCUGCGUUCCUUGAAGAACUGGAGCUCAGUGGCUGCCGCCAACUGGUUUGUGUGGACCUCCAAGAGAAGGUGAAAAAGCUCAGAAAACUCAGCCUCUAUAACUGCACAAGGCUAACUCAAUUGCGAGGCCUGGAAUCUAGUGAAUGCACUGCUCUUGAGAAAAUUGAUGUCUAUAGAUGUCGCAGCUUGUCGCAUCUGUAUGAGGAUCAGGUCUCCAACUCGAAUUUGAGAGAAUGUUACUUGAGUGGAAGUGGUGUGUGCCUCCCGUACAACAACGAUUGGUCACAGAUCAGUGCGCCAAGUUGUCAAGUGAUCAGUUACUACGACCAUGCCAUCGGGUUUGUGGAGAACACAAUGAUGAGGAAGAUAUGUUCAGUGCGAGAUGCGAAUGAGCUGUGCUUGGAGACGAGAAUUUCGAGGAAGGAGUGCGGUAUUGUGGUGGAAGCCGUGGUCAUCACGGUAAUAGCCCACGACAAAGGGUUUUUAGCUUUUUUCUGGGGCAAGUGCUCCGUGGAAGGACGAAUUUUGCGAUCUGAUGUAGAGGUGUUCACCAGCGAGUUGUUCUCACUGCGACGUAGAGACCAUCGGGACCAAGCAUACAUUUGCACCUUGAGAAGGUCUCACCCGCUAGUUGAAAGGCUGCAAGAUGGAGACAGAGUGUGCGUGUUUGUUAGAUCGUCCUACGAUUUUGAGAUCACGGUCAUGAAGGGGAGCAUCUUUGUUGCUUAUAACCGGCCCGACCAGGGGUUGAGGUCAGACGUUCUCGGCGGUUUGGUUUUGAAAGAUUGCGUGAGCAAUACCCGGCAUACGUUUCGAGCUGAGCCGUUUCCUCUUGUCCGUCAGGCUCUCACUCUUCCACUCUCUGAUGGAAGGCUUAAGCAAAUCAUAUCUGAUCAUGAUUUCUCUUCAUAUUAUGAUGCGUUAUCGAAUUCCGAUGGAUCAUUUGAUACCGAUGAUUAUUUUCAUUUUUCCGCAAGUCGCGCUGUUUUUUUUCCACAUAAUAAUUUAAUUGCUUCCAUUUUAUCCAAGUGGGAAUUGGUGAAUUCUAUUUUGUACCGAAAAUGUGAUAUGUGCGAUACACUCUUCAAAGGUGAACGUGGUUGGCAUUGCAACGUGUGUAAUGACUUUGACAUGUGUGAAACUUGCUUCAAGAAAUCGGUGACUGAGAAUGGGGAGUCUCCUCCUCCCCAUCAGUUGGACCAUUCCAUGUCAGUUUUUCAGUCACCCAAUCGACCUGAAUUUGAACCAAUUCUGAUGCCGUAUGAAAAGGGUAUAGAUUAUUUGAAUUGGGGGUAUGUGGUGUACGAGUACCCAAAUGUGCGGUGGUGUGAAACUUUUGAGUUUAUUCGUUGAGACUUACAAGGUUCUCACUGCAGUGAAAUGUGAGAUUUUAGUCGUGACUAUUGAAGGCAACAAGUGGAUAACACAAGACAAUAAAACCAAUGCGAUAUUCAUUUGCGUACAAAUUGUUUAAA
Molecule: messenger RNA, 4500 nt
Organism: Physcomitrium patens
Lineage: Eukaryota; Viridiplantae; Streptophyta; Bryopsida; Funariales; Funariaceae
Source: RefSeq, a predicted model, not a curated record